Messenger RNA from Erpetoichthys calabaricus (reedfish), 1091 nucleotides. It is a transcript of the gene upp1, whose product is annotated as uridine phosphorylase 1. Gene Ontology annotation, molecular function: uridine phosphorylase activity. The transcript is spliced from 7 exons. The record is from RefSeq and is a predicted model, not a curated record. Bases 9 to 953 code for a protein of 314 amino acids. Gene Ontology annotation, biological process: uridine catabolic process; nucleotide catabolic process. Gene Ontology annotation, cellular component: cytosol; cytoplasm. Lineage: Eukaryota; Metazoa; Chordata; Cladistia; Polypteriformes; Polypteridae.
GAUUUACUAUGUUGUCAGCAAGCCCCAAAAAGCAGAAAAGGGAGGAUUCAGACGUCAACAGCUGUAUGGUUCAUUUGUCAAAUCCUUAUUUGGAUGGACUGAAAGAUGACAUACUGUAUCAUUUUGACCUUGGAACCCGCAGCCAUGAUUUGCCCGCAAUGUUUGGUGAUGUAAAGUUUGUAUGUGUUGGUGGAAGUCCAUGGAGAAUGAAAGGAUUUACUCAGUACAUUGCUGGUGAGCUGGGAAUUGGAGACCCGAAUGCAGACUAUCCAAACAUUUGUGCAGGAACUGAUCGGUACUGCAUGUACAAAGUGGGCUCUGUCCUGUCAGUGAGUCAUGGCAUGGGCAUUCCCUCAAUUGCAAUAAUGUUACAUGAACUCAUCAAGUUGCUGUAUCAUGCAAAAUGUUCUGAUGUUACAAUCAUUCGGAUUGGCACAUCAGGGGGCAUAGGGCUUCAGCCAGGCACAGUUGUUGUUACAAAGCAAUCAGUUGAUCCCAAAUUCAAAGCACAGUUUGAACAAAUCAUUCUGGGUGAAUCUGUGUUUCGCCACACUGACUUGGAUGAAGAGCUUGCAGAAGAACUCCUGCACUGCAGCAAGGAACUAAAUGAAUUUGAAACUGUCAUAGGCAAAACUAUGUGCACUCUAGAUUUUUAUGAAGGACAAGCCCGUCUGGAUGGUGCAUUCUGCUCCUACACUCCUGAUCAAAAGUUCAAUUACCUAAGAAAAGCUUAUGAUGCUGGUGUCAGAAAUAUUGAAAUGGAGUCAUCUGUUUUUGCCUCAAUGUGCAAAAUGGGAGGAAUAAAAGCUGCUGUGGUGUGUGUGACAUUGUUAAACCGACUGGAGGGAGACCAGAUUACUAGCUCACACGAUGUUCUUACAGAAUACCAGCUACGUCCACAGAAACUGGUGGGGUAUUUUAUCAAAAAACAACUAAAGAAGUCCAGCCAGUGAAGUGACAUAGAAUUGCUUUAGGAAAUUUUUUUUAUAUUUAUAUUAAUUUCUUGCCUGGUUUUUAAUUUAAUAAUCUAAUAAUUUAGCUAGUGCACUUUUGGAUUAGAACACUUCAAUACAUAACAGUAAUGAUUCCUG